AUGGCUGAGAAAGCUCCUCCUUCCCUUGCGGCUGUUGCUGUUUCGUCUGUUAUUCUCGGCCUCCUGGCAGGUUACUUUAUCGGUCAAGGCUCCAGUAUUGGGCUUUUCGGCGGCCCAAACAAUCCGAGUGACGUCAAGAAAAGCUGGCCAAACAGUUACAAUGUCAAAAUUCAUGCCGACUCAAGUGAUGACCAGGCCGAUGACGAGGACGAGGGUGACGAAGAAGAGGGAGACGGAAAGGAAUUAAACGACUUCAAAGGGUCUACGGAGGAGGUGAAGCUCGUGUUAGCAGUGAGAACGGAUCUUGGGAUGGGUAAAGGUAAGAUCGCCGCUCAAUGCUCUCAUGCCACGCUCGCGUGCUACAAAUACCUUCUCAAUCAUGCUCAUUCGGCACCUUUACUCAAACGUUGGGAGUGGGGAGGUCAGCCUAAGAUCGCAGUAAAGGUCGACAGCGAGGAAGAGUUGGAGACGCUGCAGGCACAAGCCAUCAGCCUGGGGCUUUGUGCACAAGUCAUUCACGACGCUGGGAGGACGCAGAUUGCUGCCGGCAGUGCGACGGUACUGGGGGUACUCGGCCCCAAAAGCGUGGUCGAUCAGGUUACUGGACAAUUGAAGUUGUUGUGA
Messenger RNA from Rhinocladiella mackenziei CBS 650.93, 624 nucleotides. RefSeq names its product peptidyl-tRNA hydrolase. Gene Ontology annotation, molecular function: peptidyl-tRNA hydrolase activity. NCBI's taxonomy places the organism in Eukaryota, Fungi, Ascomycota, Eurotiomycetes, Chaetothyriales, Herpotrichiellaceae. Gene Ontology annotation, cellular component: cytosol; mitochondrion. The transcript is spliced from 2 exons. Bases 1 to 624 code for a protein of 207 amino acids. The record is from RefSeq and is a predicted model, not a curated record.